AUGCAUGAUCCAUUCCCUAUCCCACCAUGGCAAUGGCUUAGCCAGUCCGUUCAGCCUUUCGCCGACUACUUCCACCUAACUACACUACCUCUCCACAUUCACGAAGUUGUCGGAUCAUUUUUAACAUAUACUUUUAUAAACAAAGUCAUCGCACCCCAAGUUUCCAUGCUCUUGUUCCCCGAGAAGUACUCCAAAUUUUCGGCAGAACGAAAGCUCAACUGGGAUGUACAUGUGGUCUCACUAUGCCAGAGUUCUCUUAUCAAUGUCCUGGCCCUAUGGGUCAUGUUUGCGGAUGAGGAGCGCAGCAACAUGACAGCACAGGAACGUGUUCAUGGAUAUACAGGUGCAGCUGGCAUGAUCCAGGGCCUGGCAACUGGCUACUUCCUCUGGGAUUUGAUGAUUACCCUCCAGAAUCUUAGAGUUUUUGGAAUAGGAAUGCUGGCACAUGCGACGAGUGCUUUAUUGGUUUUCUCGUUUGGCUUUAGACCAUUUGUUAACUUUUAUGGUUGCACAUUUAUUCUUUAUGAACUCUCCUCGCCUUUUCUCAAUUUCCAUUGGUUCUUCGACAAACUCGAUAUGACCGGAUCUAAGCCCCAACUCUACAAUGGAAUUGCCCUCCUCUUUACCUUUUUCUGCUGCCGACUUGUGUGGGGAACAUAUCAGUCAGUUCGUGUUUACCAAGAUGUAUGGAGAUCUAUGCAUAACCAGCCUGCAUUCUCUGCUUCUAUCAAUAUUGAUGCACUCACAAAUGGAACUGCCUCUGCAGUUGAUGCUGCAGCAGGUCACAGUGCGGCUCCACUUAAAAAUGACAUCAUGCGCUUCGCCGACGACGAAUUUAUUCCUCUUUGGUUAGGGCUCACAUAUUUGGGAAGCAAUCUUGUGCUCAAUACUUUGAACUUUUACUGGUUCGGAAAAAUGAUCGAGGCCGUUAGAAAGAGAUUCCAGCCCGCCAAAGAAGGCAGGCAGAAGGACAAGGCUAUUGCCAUGAAGAGCACCGGUGCCAAUGGCAAAGUCAAGAUCAGCGUUGAAGAGAGCGAGGUUCGUAGACGAAAAGGGUUGGACGAAGACGAACCAAUCGCCGCAGUCUCGUAG
Botrytis byssoidea is the source of this 1092-nucleotide messenger RNA. RefSeq lists its product as uncharacterized. The record is from RefSeq and is a predicted model, not a curated record. Gene Ontology annotation, cellular component: endoplasmic reticulum; membrane. Gene Ontology annotation, biological process: lipid homeostasis. The coding region runs from base 1 to 1092 and encodes 363 amino acids. Lineage: Eukaryota; Fungi; Ascomycota; Leotiomycetes; Helotiales; Sclerotiniaceae. The transcript has 2 exons.